Messenger RNA from Loxodonta africana (African savanna elephant), 4325 nucleotides. It is a transcript of the gene FURIN, whose product is annotated as furin, paired basic amino acid cleaving enzyme. Bases 289 to 2697 code for a protein of 802 amino acids. Gene Ontology annotation, cellular component: trans-Golgi network; Golgi membrane. Gene Ontology annotation, biological process: peptide hormone processing. Gene Ontology annotation, molecular function: serine-type endopeptidase activity. The transcript is spliced from 16 exons. The record is from RefSeq and is a predicted model, not a curated record. Lineage: Eukaryota; Metazoa; Chordata; Mammalia; Proboscidea; Elephantidae.
ACGCUGCUGCCGGCGCGGGGACCGCGCGGAGCCCAGGCCCCCGCCGCCGGGCUCUCGGCUCGGCCGAGGGGCGUCCGGCCGCCGCGGCGCUGGCCUGGAAAAGUUUCCCCGCCCGGGUUCCCUAGGAGCCAGCAGCCCUCAUCCUCCUUCUCCAGCCCUGCCCGUCUCGGCCCCAUGCCCCCGCCAGCCAGCCCCGGGCCACAGGCAGUGAGCAGACACGUGGCAGCCGAGGCCCUGUGACCAGGCCAAGGAGACGCUGGGUUCUGGAAUCCCGGCCACCUGCCCCCCAUGGAGCUGAGGCCCUGGGUGCUAUGGGUGGUAGCAGCAGCAGGAGCCUUGGUCCUGCUGGCAGCUGAUGCCUGUGGCCAGAAGGUGUUCACCAACACAUGGGCUGUGCACAUCCCUGGAGGUCAGACUGUGGCUGACAGCCUGGCACGCAAGCAUGGGUUUCUCAACCUAGGCCAGAUCUUCGGCGACUAUUACCACUUCUGGCAUCGAGCGGUGACAAAGCGAUCCCUGUCGCCUCACCGCCCGCGGCACAGCCGGCUACAGAGGGAGCCUCAAGUCCAAUGGCUGGAGCAGCAGGUGGCAAAACGAAGGACCAAACGGGACGUGUACCAGGAGCCCACAGACCCCAAGUUUCCCCAGCAGUGGUACCUGUCUGGCAUCACCCAGCGGGACCUGAAUGUGAAGGAGGCCUGGGUGCAGGGCUACACAGGGCGCGGCAUUGUGGUGUCCAUUCUGGAUGAUGGCAUUGAGAAGAACCACCCGGACUUGGCAGGCAAUUAUGAUCCUGGGGCCAGCUUCGAUGUCAAUGACCAGGACCCUGACCCCCAGCCUCGGUACACACAGCUGAAUGACAAUAGGCAUGGCACACGGUGUGCCGGUGAGGUGGCCGCAGUGGCUAACAACGGAGUCUGUGGUGUAGGCGUGGCCUACAAUGCCCGCAUUGGAGGGGUACGCAUGCUGGAUGGCGAGGUGACAGAUGCGGUGGAGGCACGCUCGCUGGGCCUGAACCCCAACCACAUCCACAUCUACAGUGCCAGCUGGGGCCCUGAGGAUGAUGGCAAGACAGUGGACGGGCCGGCCCGCCUCGCUGAGGAGGCCUUCUUCCGGGGGGUCAGCCAGGGCCGCGGGGGGCUGGGCUCCAUCUUUGUCUGGGCCUCAGGGAACGGGGGCCGGGAACACGACAGCUGCAACUGUGAUGGCUACACCAACAGCAUCUACACGCUGUCCAUCAGCAGUGCCACACAGUUCGGCAAUGUGCCCUGGUACAGCGAGGCUUGCUCAUCCACACUGGCCACAACCUACAGCAGUGGCAACCAGAACGAGAAACAGAUCGUGACCACUGACUUGCGGCAGAAGUGCACAGAGUCACACACGGGCACCUCAGCCUCAGCCCCCUUGGCAGCUGGCAUCAUAGCUCUCACCCUGGAGGCCAACAAGAACCUCACCUGGCGGGACAUGCAGCACCUAGUGGUACAGACCUCAAAGCCAGCCCACCUCAAUGCUAACGACUGGGCCACUAACGGUGUGGGCCGCAAAGUGAGCCACUCCUAUGGCUAUGGGCUAUUGGACGCAGGUGCCAUGGUGGCCCUUGCCCAGAACUGGACGACAGUGGCCCCCCAGCGGAAGUGCAUCAUCGACAUCCUCACUGAGCCCAAGGACAUCAGGAAGCGGCUAGAAGUGCGGAAGACUGUGACUGCAUGCCUCGGGGAGCCCAACCACAUCACCCGGCUAGAGCAUGCUCAGGCGCGGCUCACCCUGUCCUACAAUCGCCGUGGUGACCUGGCCAUCUACCUGGUCAGCCCCAUGGGCACCCGCUCCACCCUGCUGGCAGCCAGGCCACAUGACUACUCUGCAGAUGGGUUUAACGACUGGGCCUUCAUGACGACCCACUCCUGGGAUGAGGACCCGUCUGGCGAGUGGGUCCUGGAGAUUGAAAACACCAGUGAAGCCAACAACUAUGGAACACUGACCAAGUUCACCCUUGUGCUGUACGGCACAGCACCCGAGGGGCUGCCUGCACCGCCCGAGAGCAGCGGCUGCAAGACCCUCACGUCCAGCCAGGCCUGCGUGGUGUGCGAGGAAGGCUUCUCCCUGCACCAGAAGACCUGUGUCCAGCACUGCCCACCAGGCUUCACCCCCCAAGUCCUCAACACACACUAUAGCACAGAGAACGACGUGGAGAUCAUUCGAGCCAGUGUCUGUACCCCCUGCCAUGCCUCAUGUGCCACAUGCCAGGGGCCGGUCUUCACAGACUGCCUCAGUUGCCCCAGCCACGCCUCCCUGGACCCUGUGACUCAGACAUGCUCCCGGCAAAGCCAGAGCAGCCGUGAGUCCCCACUGCAGCAGCAGCAGCAGCAGCAGCAGCAGCCACCGCCACAACAGCCAGUCCAGGACGUGGAAACAGAGCCGAGGCCUCGGGCCGGGCUGCUGCCCUCGCAUCUGCCUGAGGUGGUGGCUGGCCUCAGCUGCGCCUUCAUCGUGCUGGUCUUCGUCACUGUUUUCCUGGUCCUGCAGCUGCGUUCAGGCUUCCGCUUCCGGGGGGUAAAGGUGUACACCAUGGACCGGGGCCUCAUCUCCUACAAGGGGCUGCCUCCUGAAGCCUGGCAGGAGGAGUGCCCUUCUGACUCAGAAGAGGAAGAGGGCCAGGGCGAGAGGACCGCCUUUAUCAAAGAUCAGAGCGCCCUUUGACGAGCGCCCACUGCCUGCCUGCCCUUCAAGCCAAUCCCCUUCUUGGGCACUUUUUAAUUCACCAAAGUAUUUUUUUAUCUUGGGACUGGGCUUGGACUCAGGCUGGACGGCAAGAGGGGCACAGACUGCUUCCCAUGGUACCCUAGGGCCCACCUGGCUGCCUGAGGUGGGGCCCCAGGACCAGCUGGGGGGCAGGAGAGGGCCUCGCCCCACCCUUAGCACCCCUCUGGGUAGAGAAAGGAAUGAAACCUGUGGGGCAGCUUUCCAAGGUCCAGGCCAGCCGGAGUUCCCUGUGGAGUGAAGAGGAGCAGCCUUUCCUUUUCGGGAUUCCUGGCCCAGGCUGCAGCUCUGGCCCUUUCUCUGUCCCUCUAAAGCAAUAAUGGUCCCCAUCUAGGCAGCAAGGAGAUGGGCCGAGGGGGGAUUUGAAGGAGGAGGCCACCUCUCCAAGGGCUUUUGCAUCCCGGCCCUGUCCCCACCCUGGUGAGCCUCGGGCAGAAGUGAUCGUAGGACAGGACCAAGGCACGGAGGUGCUGCCAGGGCAUGUGUGGGCCCCUGUGCCUGCUCUGGUGAGCCUCAGGCGGAAGUGGUGAUCAUAGGAAGGGACCAAGGCCAGGAGAAGCUGCAAGGGCAUGAGGGCCUGUGUGCCUGCUCUGCACCUUGGGUCUCCACACAGCUGGCUGCCAGGCUGAGGCCCAUGCUGGUGUCCUGACCACCCUCCCCUUUCCUACUCUCGCCUCCCACCAGGGCCCAGGUCCCUGUUUUCUGAGCCCGGGGCUGCCUGGGCUGUUGGCACUCACAGUCCCGGAGCCCCUGGGUGGGUGGUGGGGAGGGACGGUGGCCCAGCCAGCCUCUCCCGCCUCCCACCCGAUGCUGCUUUCCCCCGUGGGGAUCUCAGGGGCUGUUUGAGGAUAUAUUUUCACUCUGUGAUUAUUUCACUUUAGAUGCUGGUUUUUUGUUUUUUUUUUUUUUUGUAUUUUUUAAUGGGAGUAGCAGCUGGACCACCCACCUUCUCACACCUCCUGUCCCCCCUGCUGUUCCCCGGGCUAUCCCGGCCUAAGGUACAGGGGGGCUGCAGAAUGUUGCUGAGGAAUACCCAAGCUCCAAGUCCUGAAGAGACAGGCAGGCAGGGUGGGCCCUAGGAAAGGGGGUCGUGGUGAGGCGGGGCAGGCUGUCACCCAUGUUUCAAAUGGGGCUCAUUGUGCCAAGGGCUCCUGGGUCACUGGUUCUCCGAGUGCCAGGGGUUGGUGGGUGGUGGCACUGAGCCCCCUACACUGUGCCAUGGUAGAGGAAGAAUUGACCUGUCAUGCCCCUAAGCCCCCUUCUUCUGAUGUGCCUUUUGCACCCCUCCCAUUAGGACAAUCAGUCUUCUCAAAUCUGGGAGUCCCCUUUUCUUUCCCCUAGUCUCUCCUGGCACCCAGCCACCUGCCCAGGGGUGCCCCUUUCUCCCCACCCCCCCACCCUUGUGGCCAGCCCAGCUGGUUUUGUAAGAUACUGGGUUGGUGCACAGUGAUUUUUUUUUUUUUUUCCUUGUAAUUUAAACAGGCCCAGCAUCUUUGGUUCUAUUUAAUGGACACGAGAUAAUGUUAGAGGUUUUAAAGUGAUUAAAUGUGCAGACUAUGCAAACCAGG